Molecule: messenger RNA, 3363 nt
Organism: Sardina pilchardus (European sardine)
Lineage: Eukaryota; Metazoa; Chordata; Actinopteri; Clupeiformes; Clupeidae
Product: aminopeptidase N-like
Exons: 20
Coding region: 1-2922 (973 amino acids)
Biological process (GO): proteolysis; peptide catabolic process
Cellular component (GO): cytoplasm; plasma membrane
Molecular function (GO): zinc ion binding; peptide binding; metalloaminopeptidase activity
Source: RefSeq, a predicted model, not a curated record
AUGGGGAAAACGUUCAUAUUCAGCCUGCCGGUGGUGGUGGCGGGGAUCGUCCUUGGAGCCGCAUCUGUUGCAUCCAUCAUCGGCCUCGCUGUGGUCUACUCCCAGGCGUUAUCGAGGAAUGCGGAGCCCUCCGUGGCCACCACCACCACCACCAAGCCUAUUAUCACCAGCAAGCCUGUUAUCACCACCAAGCCCGUUAUCACCACGCCGACACCGUCCAACGAGCUGUGGGACCAGUACCGGCUGCCAGACACUCUUGCACCACACCAAUACAACAUCACCCUGUGGCCUCGCCUGACGAAGAAUGAGCACGGCUUGUAUAUCUUCACUGGACACUCUACGGUGGACUUUCAGUGCGUGAAGGAGACAGACCUGAUCCUCAUUCACUCCAACAAACUCAACUUGACCAAGUCUGGUGAGCAUCACGCAACACUGACCGGACUUGGUGGUGCAGUUGCACCAACUAUCAAGACCACAUGGCUUCAGGUGACCACAGAGUACCUGGUCAUCCAGCUCAAUGGCAAACUAGAGGCAGGGAAGUCCUACCAACUCUAUACCAGCUUUACUGGAGAACUGGCGGAUGACCUGGGAGGAUUUUAUAGGAGUGAAUACUAUGAAGGAACAACCCUUAAAGUUGUUGCCACAACCCAGAUGCAGCCGACUGACGCUAGGAAAGCCUUUCCCUGCUUUGAUGAGCCGGCCUUGAAAGCCAAGUUCUACAUGACCCUCAUCCACGAUCGCAACACUGUAGCCCUCUUCAAUGGCAUGGAGAUUGCUACUGUCAACCAAACAAUGGAAGCAGCGGAGGUGUCCAUAACCACGUUUGAACCGACGCCGAUAAUGUCCACCUACCUGCUGGCAUUUGUUGUUUGUGAAUUCAGCUCCAUCAAGACUCCACCAGCAGCCAAAGUCUUGAUCCGCAUCUGGGCUCGUCCACAGGCCAUUCUUGAGGGCCAGGGAGACUACGCCCUGGAAAAGACAGGCCCUAUCCUGGACUUCUUUGAGAAAUACUACAAUUCUUCCUAUCCACUGGAGAAGUCAGAUCAGAUCGCUCUUCCUGAUUUCAGUGCGGGCGCCAUGGAGAACUGGGGCCUGAUCACCUACCGAGAGACAGCCCUUCUGUACGACCCCAAGAGGUCCUCCAACGCCGACAACGAGUGGGUGGCUACCGUCAUCUCCCAUGAGCUGGCUCAUAUGUGGUUUGGGAACCUGGUUACAAUGAGGUGGUGGAAUGACCUGUGGCUGAACGAAGGCUUCGCCACCUACGUCUCCUUCCUGGGUGCUGACUCGGCAGAGCCGGCCUGGAAAGUUAAAGACCUGUUUGUACUGACUGUCCACGGGGUGUUUGGUGUGGACGCUCUCGCCUCCUCCCACCCUCUCUCCUACCCUGAGAAAGAGAUCAACACGCCAGCUCAAAUCAGCGAACUCUUCGACUCCAUCACCUACAGUAAGGGUGCGUCAGUGUUGAGGAUGCUGUCUGAGUUCGUGACAGAGGCCGUCUUUUCCAAGGGUCUCAGUACUUACUUGGAUGAGUAUAAAUAUAAGAACACCGUGUACACAGACCUUUGGAAGCAUCUACAAACCGCGGUGCAUCAGAAUCCGGCUGUGCAACUCCCAACCUCCAUCGAGGAGAUCAUGAACCGUUGGAUCCUCCAGAUGGGAUUUCCUGUCGUCACCAUAGAUACCUCAACAGGAACCAUAAGCCAAAAGCACUUCCUGACUGACCCUGAGUCAGUAGUGGACAGACCAUCCGCUUACAACUAUGAGUGGAUUGUGCCCAUAACAUGGAUGAAGAAUGGAGCUCAACAGGAUCCUAAAUGGCUUGAAACCAAGACAACUGAUCAUCUAGCAAUGAAGACCAAUGAGUGGCUUCUUGCCAACCUCAAUGUUGCUGGAUUCUACAGGGUCAACUAUGACCAGGCAAACUGGGACCGCCUUCUGAAUCAACUAAACACCAACCAUAUGUCCAUUCCAGUGAUCAACAGGGCUCAGAUUGUGGAUGAUGCAUUCAACCUGGCCAGGGCAAAGAUUGUGGAUACUGUCCUGGCUCUAAAGACCACGCAGUACCUGUCCAAGGAGACAGACUAUUUGCCGUGGCAGGCGGCUGUAAGCAGUCUGGAUUACUUCUUCCUCAUGUUUGAUCGAACAGAGGUGUACGGUGUCAUGCAGAAAUAUCUGGAUAGCAAAGUGGAACCCCUUUUUAAACACUUUGAGACCAUUACUACAAACUGGACAACCAUCCCCGAUGGACACGCUGAUCAGUACAAUCAGGUGAUUGCCAUCUCGCUGGCCUGUAAAGUUGGAGUGGCGGGAUGUGCUGAACUAACCCUCGGCUGGUUCAAGGAGUGGAUGAAAGACCCCGAAAAUUACUUCGUCGACCCCAACCUGAGGCAGACAAUGUACUGUAAUGGCAUUGCAGCAGGAGGUGUGGAGGAGUGGGACUUCGCCUGGAAGAUGUUUAAGAGCUCGACCAAUGCUGCAGAGGCAGAGAAACUGCUCUAUGCCCUCUCCUGCACUAAAGUGCCAUGGCUGCUCAACAGGUACCUACAGUACUCUCUGGAUCCCAAUAUGGUGCGCAAACAGGACGCUACGUUCUCCAUCAUCUACAUUGCGGGCAACGUGAUUGGUCAGCCUCUGGCCUGGGACUUCAUCCGAGCCAAUUGGAAGUUCAUUUUCAAUGACUAUGGAGGCGGUGGACUGUCCUUCGGCAGGCUCAUCACUGGGACCACAGAGAGAUUCUCCACUGAGUUUGAGCUCAACCAGCUGCUGAGCUUCAAGGCAGAGCACGCGGAGACUGGCUUCGGCUCCGCUACCAUCGCCCUGGACCAGACGAUAGAGAAGACAAAAGCCAACAUCAAAUGGGUAGCAGAGAACAAGGACAAGGUGAACCAGUGGUUGUCUGAAGCAGUUGGACAACCGUGAAUAACAAGCCAAACAUGUACAGAUCAGCGAGAUGAUAGGCUGAGAGAGAUCUCAACACCAGUUUUAAUCGGUGUUGAUUGGUCGGAUAUUAGACGUAUGGCUCGAUGAAGCAGCCAAGCACUGCAUUAUUUAAUGUUGAAUGAUAACACUGUAAUAUACCGCGACACCAGCACUUAUGAGAUCUGUAAGAUAUUUAUAUUUGUUCAAGUUUACAUUCAGUGAAGGUUUAAGGACAUGAUGCAGAGACCUGCUGAUGUUACCUUCAUGAGAUUUACACAUGUGAUGCCAAAGAGAAGUAAGAGAUGAUAAUGUGAUUUUGGUACCUAUAUAUUUUCAAUCAAUAAAACACUGUAUAGAUUUAAUACUGACCAGAAGCUGUUUGUUUGCCUCUCAUUGUGCACACACACAACAUCUAGAAAACCAUACCAAAAGCUUUCUUAU